Messenger RNA from Suillus clintonianus, 1547 nucleotides. RefSeq lists its product as uncharacterized. The record is from RefSeq and is a predicted model, not a curated record. The coding region runs from base 203 to 1387 and encodes 394 amino acids. Lineage: Eukaryota; Fungi; Basidiomycota; Agaricomycetes; Boletales; Suillaceae. The transcript has a single exon.
UGUCCUUUCACUGUCUCAACCAGGCAGUGCCACCUGAAUCUAUAUUUCUGAGCCAUAACGGCUAAACAACCACGGCUUAUAAACAAGUACUACACACCACUUCGCUCAUUCAAGAUAUCAUCGCAGCACCGACACGCGUCCGUGUCAUAUAUAGACGCGCUAUAAUACAUCAUCCAUUCAACUUCUAUCCACGAGCGGUACAAUGUCGCACGCUAGACACCAGUCUUCCUCGCCGCGCAAGUCGACGCGGGCUUCCGAACCGCUCUCAUCCUUAGAUCAGACCAUGCCAAAUGGCGCACACUCUCUGGCUCAUGAACUCGCCGUCGCACUAAUGCCUGAGCCCGGAGGCGGGUCGCGUAUGCUCGCGGAGGAGUUUGGGAUUGACUACGACGAAGGCGCAGAAGGCAUUGAUGACGAUGACUGCGUACGUGGAAACGAGGAGCGUGAAGUGCACGCACCAGGGGACAGUCUGGCGAAUGAAAUUGGAAGUAGUCUAGCCGAUGAGAUGGGAGGCUCUAGUUUUGCGGACGAAUUGAGUGGGAGUGGGAGUGGGGCCGCUGAUGAGGAUGCCGAUGAAGAUGUUGAAGACAGUCUAGAUGGGGAUUAUGAUGAUGAAUCGCCUGUCCCAAGAAGACGAGAGCAAGACGCCAUGGAGAUCCUUGCGCAAAACCUCGCUUCAACAGAUCAGUUCCUCGCACAUUUACGCGCCGUUGAUGCUCUACCUACUUUAUCCUCCUCACACAGCUCGGAUGCUACUCCAAGCGCACACGUCCUGGAAAGCCUGGCAUCGGACAUGAUCCGUUCGAUUAACGAGGCCACAAAAGAGCGGGAAAGUCAGGUGCGCGAGCUCAUAGCGUACGAGCGUGAAUUCCGCCGGCUUUCGACUGAGGUCGGUGGGAAUGAUGUCCUUUGUGAGUUGGAUGACAUCGACGAGGGCGAGAGCGAACCUGCACCGAUGAGGCUGGAUACCGUAGCUGAGGAAGACGAGCUUGAAUCGUCUUAUGCACCGUCCCUACCUUCGUCACCUCAAAAGCCCUCAUUCACUGCACCCCAGUCCUCCAGUGCUACUGCACCGCUGCCGCACCUGGUGCAGCUGCGAACACAUACGGCGGCACUUCUCUCAUCGCUUACAACAAUAUCAGAGCAGGCGCAGGUGAAUGGGGCCGCUACUGCAGAUUCAGGUCGGCGGAUUCGUGCGUUAAAGAACCGCUUUGGUGGCUUGCGCGGGGAGUGGGAAGGCGCGGAGCGCAGUCGCGGACGCAUUGAGCAGUGGGAGCAGGAAGGAGCAGAUCUCAAUUGCAGAAGGGUUGCGGAGGAGCAUUUGAUUGCAUUCCAACAGGCCAUAGAUGAGGCAGGGGUUAAAACGCAGGCGAUCAUGGCGCGGUAGACGAUAUAGAAUGGACUUGACUAGGCUGGAGGAUCGCUACAUAUCUAAUCCCAUUCACUCAUUCGUACAAUAUUAUACCAGCAGAUCAUUUAUAUCUUGUAGAACCGACUAAACCGACAUGGGUUACCGACCCGCCACAUGUUGAAGCUUAAAGUCAGGC